AUGGGCCAGCCCGGGGCCAACGACAUGGCCAGCGCCGCUGCCUUAGGGAAUUUGGAGAAGGUGAGGGAGCUGCUGGACCAGAGGGCGGACCCCAAUGCAGUCAAUUCCUACGACAGGACGCCGAUCCAGGUCAUGAUGAUGGGAAACACCCAGGUGGCGGAGCUGCUGCUGCAGAGAGGAGCGGAUCCCAACCGCCCGGACCCGCGCACCGGCUCCCUCCCAGUGCACGAUGCGGCGCGAGACGGUUUCCUGGACACCCUUGUGGCGCUGCACCGAGGCGGGGCUCGCUUGGAUCUGCGGGACAAAUCGGGCCGCCUCCCCAUUGACCUAGCUGCAGAGAGCGGGCAUCAGCAAGUGGUCAGCUACCUCCGAGCCCAGCCUGCAAGGAAUGCCGCUCCGCCCCAGGCAUAGGGCCCGGGCGGGUGGCCAGCUCCCUGCGGGGCUCUGCCCUGCUCAGCCACACAAAGCACUGAACUGCAGGCACCAGGUUCGGCUA
This is a messenger RNA of Terrapene triunguis (Three-toed box turtle), 496 nucleotides long. Its product is annotated as cyclin-dependent kinase 4 inhibitor B-like. The transcript is spliced from 2 exons. Gene Ontology annotation, molecular function: protein kinase binding; cyclin-dependent protein serine/threonine kinase inhibitor activity. Gene Ontology annotation, biological process: regulation of cyclin-dependent protein serine/threonine kinase activity; negative regulation of cell population proliferation. NCBI's taxonomy places the organism in Eukaryota, Metazoa, Chordata, Testudines, Emydidae. The record is from RefSeq and is a predicted model, not a curated record. Bases 1 to 411 code for a protein of 136 amino acids. Gene Ontology annotation, cellular component: nucleus.